AUGGCAGUCGGAGAGCAGCUGUCAACACAUUCGGAGCAGGGGGGCACAAAUGGCCAUGCUGUUCUAGAGGCAUACACAGGAUGGCUAUCUCAGUCACCCACCUCCGAGAAGAAACCAUACUUGUUCAAAGUCUCCGCCGCGGAUGAUAUGUCUCUCAAGCAGAUUUCAUUGAGAUUUGCAGAGUACGUGAAGGCUUCUAAGCCAGUACUUCGUGACCUUGCACACACCAUGCUUGAUCGCAGGUCGACGCUUAGAAAAUCGGUUUUCUUCACAGCAAGCAGUCAUAAAGAAGUGGUUGCGGCUUUGUGUGCAGAUGGCCACAGUGUUCAUGCGAAGCCGAAAGAAGCUAACAAAGGGCUCGUUUUCCUGUUUACGGGUCAAGGGGCUCAAUGGGCACAGAUGGGGAUGUCCUUAAUGGACGAUUGCCCCCUCUUCGGAUCCAUGCUACGUGAAUGUGACCGCUUACUAUCAGAGCUACCUGAUCCUCCGGCUUGGACAAUCAUAGAAGAACUCUCCAAGGCCAAGGAAACCUCGAAUGUCUACAAGGCAGAAUUUUCUCAGCCGCUCUGCACCGCGCUUCAGCUGGGCCUGGUGGCAGUGCUAGAAUCUUGGGGUGUGGCUCCAGAUGCGGUGGUGGGGCAUUCUUCUGGGGAGAUCUGUGCAGCGUAUGCUGCCGGUAUACUUUCGUUGCGAGAUGCGAUGGCAAUCUCCUACUAUCGCGGUCUCGUACUGGGCUGGCACCCAGCCCAGAAGCCUGAAGGCUCCAUGUGCGCUGUUGGGCUGAACGAAGACAGCGCAAAGGCUCUGAUCGAAGAUUUGGGCGGCAAUGUUCAGAUUGCAGCAAUCAACUCGCCAAAUAGUUGUACGCUUUCAGGUGACGCUGCUGCCAUCAAGGAAAUAGUGAAGCAGCUUAUCGAGGAAAAGCAAUUUUGUCGGGAGCUGAAGGUUGAUCAAGCCUACCACUCGCAUCAUAUGUUCCCAUUGGCCCCGAAAUAUGAAAAUAAGCUCGUGCAGGCUAAGAUAACACCUCUACGUGACAACGCAAAAUGUGCCAUGUACUCCUCUGUCUAUGGUCGCAGAAUGGAUGCCUCAGAAUACACACCAUCUUACUGGAAGCAGAACAUGAUAUCAACAGUCACAUUCCAGGCAGCAUUGGAAGAGUGCAUGAACGGUCACCCAGACGCAGCUGCGAUUAUUGAGAUUGGGCCUCACUCGGCAUUGAAGGGACCAGCGCAAGAGAUCCUCCAUGCCUUGGGCAAACCCCAUGUAGGCUAUUUGCCCACUUGCUUACGCGCACAGAAUGCUCUUGAAUCUCUCCUUUCUAGCGCUGGAGUAAUGAUUGGAAUUGGUCUUUCCCUCCAGACCUCCAACAUCAAUGCUCGAGCAACAGUCGAUGGUCUCCGAUGUUGCCAUGAGCCAGGCAACGUCCUGACUGAUCUUCCAAGCUACCAGUGGAACCAUUCACAAAGUUUCUGGGCAGAAUCGAGGGUCAGUCGCAAUGUACGGUUUCGAACGUUCCCACGACAUCAAUUGCUCGGUUCUCGAUACGUAGAUGACAUUCCGAACCGACCAAGUUGGCGGAAUCGGCUUAUGCUGAAGGAGAUUAUAUGGCUUCAAGAGCUCAUGGCUGAAGGACUUACCGAGAUACCCGCCGCCGCGUACCUUCUUAUGGCUUUGGAGGCUGCUCGUCAGCUCUCCGGCAAUAAAAGCUCUGAUGCUUACUCACUUUGCGUGUCCAACGUCCAUUUCGAGCAACCUUUACUACUCUCUACCUUUUCUGUUGCUCAUUCUGGUCUGGAAAUCCAACUGAUUGCUAGGAAAACGGACGGCACCGACAACAUUGCAUUCGAGAUCUUCUCUCAGCCUUCAGCAGACGAAGGCUCAUGGACCAGGCAUUGCUAUGGCAAUUUCGAGACGCAAGCGAUUGCAGAGUCGCCUGUCCUCAAUCUCCCAAAGCUCCUUCAUGACCAAUCAUUGUUAGACAAGGCGCGAACACUGAAGCUUAGUGUGGGAGUGGGUGUAAGCAGCCUCAAGCUGAGCCUGGAAGGCUCAUCUGGAGAGUUCGAACGCGGUACAGACGAUAUGGAGACCUACGCUGUCCAUCCCUCAAUUUUGAAUUCUAUCCUGGAAUUACCUCCAGUGUCGUUGAUGGGCCAGAAUCUUCCAGCUGAGCACCGCCUAUCUUCGGUCGCUUCAAUCACGGUGUCGAUCCUUCGGCUUGGGUCGGACUACGGGCGCUUUACUACUCGUAUCAAGCCCUCAGAGUUCUACAACGUAGAGAGCGAUAUUCAGAUCAGCCAAUGCGACAGAAUCAUCUCGUUAAAAGGCUUAAAUCACCAAGCUACGAAGUUGAUUCACCAGAAGCCAGCGCUGAACUCGUUGUUCUUCAAGCCAGUCCUGCUUCCCGAUGUUACAAGGCUAUCGGUAGCGGCACCCAUGAGUAUCUCACGAUGUGCCGAACUUUUGACCUACAAGUGGCCCAUGUGCGACAUCAAGAUUAAUGGCGUCCCUGAGCGCUGUACCUUAUCUAUCCUGAAAGCCUUUGGUGCGGCUGGUGGCCAAGCAAGAUCUUACUUUCGAUCCAUAGAAUGCUCCUCAAUUCCACCAGGUGUUGUCUCAGAUCGCAUACAGCUGGUUGAUGGCUCUGACAUGACCAGCAAAUAUCACAUGGUCAUCACACAUAACAACCCUCCAGCAGGGCUGCUGAGUGAACAUUUGCUUUCUGGAGGCUUUUUGUGCAUUCCAAAAGCCCAUCUCGAGGUUUUAGAAUGCAAAACCAAUACAUCAUUUGAGUUUGUCUGCGAUAUUAGUGGCUUGGGCUCAGACUCAUGGGCGCUUCUCCGUAAAAUCACUGAUCCGGAUGCGGUGUCCGCCGGUCGAAGAGCCGUGUUGUUCACCAAUCAGGGUGGACUGCCCUUUCGCAAUGCUCUCGGGAAAUUGGAGUCUAUUCCGCUCGAACCUGCGCCAGUGAGGCAUUUUUGCAAGCGAAACAGCUUUGCGAGAUUCGAUGCCAUAGUUAUUGACUUUCUGGGAAAGUCAGCCAUUACCACAUGGACCGGGAGCGUACUCAUGCCGUGGGUGCAAACUCUACUGAAGUCCGCUGAUAGCAUCCUUUGGGUCACACGAAACAGCCAUGAAAGCCCGUAUGCCAAGGUUGCGGGCAGUCUACUACGCACGCUGCAAUCAGAGCAGCCUUCUCUCAAGAUCUCAUGGCUCCUAACAGAUGAGAUGAUAAACAAGAAUCUAGACACUUUUGCAUCGCAGGUCGAACAAGCGUUUGUGCGUAUGAUCGAAGGUGAAAAUGAGCUUGUGACGAAGACUGGAGGAUUGGGACUAGAGAUCUUGCGGUACUUACCUGAUGAUGAUCUCUCAGUCGAUACUGGUCUGAGCCUCCCUCGACAAGUGCGAAGCCCAUUAGGCGAGGCGGAUUACUCGCUUGAUUUUGCAGUACCCGGGGAGACCGUCAUCCUGUCUUAUAAAGAUAGCGCUAUGCAGUCAUUGAGCGGCGAUACCAUCGAGGUGCUUGUUGAAGCAUCGGCAGUAGGCAUUGAUGAUCUACACAUGUUCAGCGGUAGAACUAACAUUCAAGUCCCUCGGUCUCGGCCUGGAUUCUUCUUCGCUGGAAGGGUACUCAACAGCCAAGAUUCAGAGUUUCCACCUGGAUCUCGCGUAGUUGGCUGGCACCACGAUCAUACCCAUCGUAAGAAAUUAAGCGUUCAAUCUUACGAUGUCUGCCGGUAUCCAAGCUCAACGCAGCCAUCACAUGCUGCCUCAAGGUAUUCAGCCAUAGCAGUUGCGUGCUGUAUUGUCGAUGGGGCUGCAAGAGCUCGUCAAGGCGAGACCUUCCAAAUCAACGUCCAAGGGUCGCUCCUGAACGCCGUCGAGCAAAUUUGCAGGCGUUUGGGAGCACUUGUGCCAAGUUCAUGCACCCGGUCGAAAGCCGAUUUUGUUGUCACUUUCAAAUGCCCCGAAGGUAUCCGCGUCAACGACAGGCCAAUCGAGGUCGCCAGCUACCUGCAGUCAGGUCAUGGCAGAGCAAUGGUACAGCGAAGUUGGCAAGAGUUGGCCAACCUACCGUUGCAAAUUGAUGAGUACGAAGUUGCAGACUACAAAGAGGCAUUUAACAACGCAAAGCACCCGUAUUCCACCGUCCUCCUCCAUCGCAACACAGCAAAAAUCGUAAAGCAUGUACCUAUGUACAGGGAAGCGGCGCACAUGUUCAUGGAUCAUGCUAACUAUAUAGUGAUUGGCGGACUAGGGGGCCUUGGCCGCUUUAUCUGCUCAUGGAUGAUCGAAAACGGAGCCAAGCACAUAACAACCAUAUCGAGGAGCGGGGCAGACACUCUGGAAGCAAGAAAUGCCGUAUCUGCUAUGAAUGCCUCUGGUGCAUUCAUUCAAUGCGUCAAAGCAGAUGCCUGUGAUCGCAAAGCGAUCUCCAAGAUUUUCUCCCAAUUGCGUAGCAAAUGCCCCAUCAAAGGCGUCAUUAACCUGGCCAUGGUUCUUGGAGACGCACCAAUGGCUUCCAUGACUGCCGAGGAGUGGGAUCGCGGCCUGCGUGUUAAGAUUGACUCUAGCUGGAUUUUGCAUGAAGAGACAUUGCAGGAUCCGUUGGAAUUCUUCAUCUUGUUCUCAUCCAUCGCGAGUGUGCUUGGUAAUAGGAGUCAGGGCAACUACAACGUAGCUAAUACAUUCUUGAAUGCAUUGGCGGAAUACCGGCAGUCGUUGGAUCUUCCUGGGAUCUCUGUGGCUUUGGGGGCUGUGACCGACAUGGGCGUCCUGUACAGCCUUUCCAAACCAGACAUGCUGCAGAUCCUGAGCCGCAGUGGGCUAACUUACCUUACAAAGUAUCAUCUCGCUAAGAUCAUGGAGGCCGCAAUACUCGAAUCCCCACGCAGGGAUCGCUCUCUGGUACUCACUGGGUUGAGUAUGUUUGAGCGUGAAGCAGAUGGAAGCCUUGCCGGUCGUACCGACCCUCUAUUCUGGACCGAUUGGCCUGAAUUUGGGCACUUGCAGCAGUACAAGCUCUCAACAGUUGUAGACGGGACUAAAGGUAGUCAAGCCCCGCUCAAGGAUCAAGUCGCCGACAUGCGCCACAAAGGGGAUACGGAACAAAUAAGGGGUGCCGUACGAAACGCCUUCUUGACCUUCUUAUCGCAAUUACUAGGCUUCGGCGUAGACGCCUUUGAUCCGUCACAGGCUUUGAUGAUGUAUGGGAUUGAUAGUCUGAGUGGGGUGUCGUGCCAGUACUGGUUCCACAAAGAGCUUGGAGUCGAUGUGUCCGCUGGCAAGGUCCUGGGAGGAGACUCAAUUGAGAAUAUCGUCGGUGGUGUAUUCCAGAAACUGACCUCAGAUCUGUGA
Molecule: messenger RNA, 5358 nt
Organism: Letharia columbiana
Lineage: Eukaryota; Fungi; Ascomycota; Lecanoromycetes; Lecanorales; Parmeliaceae
Exons: 5
Coding region: 1-5358 (1785 amino acids)
Biological process (GO): secondary metabolite biosynthetic process; fatty acid biosynthetic process
Molecular function (GO): phosphopantetheine binding; fatty acid synthase activity
Source: RefSeq, a predicted model, not a curated record